AUGCCUCCCCUCACAACGAAGUCAAUUCACUUUGGCUCUUUCUUAGUGACCUCUCAGGUGUUCCAUCUGACGCCCUCCUCCUUCGCGCUGGUAAACCUCAAGCCUCUACUUCCCGGCCAUGUACUCGUUUCUCCAAUUCGAGUCGUCCCUCGCUUCAACGACCUCACGCCUUCAGAGGUGACAGACCUCUUCCUCACAGUCCAAAGCGUGAGCCGGAUGGUUGAGCGAGUCUUCAAAGCAUCUGCUAUUAAUAUCGCUAUUCAAGAUGGAGCAGAUGCUGGCCAGAGCGUUCCCCAUGUCCACGCCCACAUCAUACCCCGGAGCUCAGGAGAUCUCAAUGAUAGGGGAGGCCAAGAUGCCAUAUACGGGAUGAUGGAAGGCGAGGAGGGUGACCUUGGUCGCCAAUUGAAGGAACGGGAUGCUCAAUCAGGAAGAGCCAAGUUUCCAGCCGUCGAUGCGGACGAGAGCCGGAAACCUAGAAGCGAUGAGGAGAUGACUAAGGAAGCAGAGUGGCUAGCUCAAGAGAUGGAGAAGGAAUAA
Mytilinidion resinicola is the source of this 540-nucleotide messenger RNA. RefSeq names its product Bis-triphosphatase. Bases 1 to 540 code for a protein of 179 amino acids. NCBI's taxonomy places the organism in Eukaryota, Fungi, Ascomycota, Dothideomycetes, Mytilinidiales, Mytilinidiaceae. Gene Ontology annotation, molecular function: catalytic activity. The transcript has 2 exons. The record is from RefSeq and is a predicted model, not a curated record.